AUGGGUCUACGCUCAGAUUACCAAAGUCUAUCAGGGUCCAGUGGACCAUGGACUCAGUCUAAGCUCAAAAAGUCGCUACUACUUGGUGCAAGCACGUUAGCCCUAGGUUCUUUGGUUUGGAAGUCAGGUAGCAACAUGGCCUCAACUUUUGAAGUUCGUUCAGAGAGCUGUGGUAAAAUAGACGCAGUAGCUCCUAACUUCAACAAAUCUGUCGACUUGAUCUUCAAUGACCCCAGUUUCCGCCAUGAGUCUCUGUUGAAGCUCAGUGGGGCUUUACAAAUCCCCACCGAAAUUCAGGACACCAACCCUCUGCCAGAAGAUGACUUGGAUUAUUAUAAGGAGUUCUUCAAGUUUCAUGAAUACCUCGUCGAAACUUUUCCAUUGGUUCACAAGCAUCUACAGCUUGAAAAGGUGAACCACGUCGGCUUGUUGUACACAUGGAAAGGAUCUGAUGAGUCCUUGAAGCCCUUGAUGUUGACAGCGCAUCAAGAUGUGGUGCCAGUCCACCCAGCAACCGUGGGCGAUUGGACUUACCCACCUUUUUCAGGUUAUUAUGACAAUACCACCGGAUUUGUAUGGGGCCGCGGGGCCACAGACUGUAAAAAUUUGCUAAUUGGAGAAAUGGAAGCUGUUGAACAGCUUUUGAAGGACGGCUACAAGCCAAAGAGAUCUGUUGUCAUCGCUCUAGGCUUUGAUGAGGAAUCCUCUGGAGUUUUGGGUGCCAAGUACUUGGGAGAGUUUCUAUACAAUAGAUACGGCGACAACGGGAUUUACGCGAUUGUUGACGAGGGUGGUGGUGUCGUUCCAAUUGCUGAGGAUGUUUAUGUGGCUGCCCCUAUCACAGGUGAAAAGGGCUAUGUGGACGUCGAAAUCACCGUUCAUGGGGUUGGAGGCCAUUCUUCUGUCCCUCCUGAUCAUACCACCAUUGGCGUUGCUGCUAAUCUGAUCAAAUUGAUAGAGUCCAACCCAUUCGAGCCAACCUUCACUCCCAAAAAUCCAUUUUAUGGUCUUUUAACCUGCACAGCAGAGCACAACGACAAACUACCAAGUGACGCCAAAAGGGCAAUCUUAGAAGCGCCUUUCGACUCGAAGCAAAAACAAAAAAUGAUCAACAUGCUAAGUGCAGAAAGAAGUACACGCGAGCUUUUGAGAACCUCUCAAGCCAUUGACAUUAUAAAAGGCGGUAUUAAGGCAAAUGCAUUGCCCGAAGUUACAUCCUUUUUGGUGAACCAUCGCAUUGAUAUCAAUUCUUCUGUCAACAAAACCCUCGAGAGAGAUGUAGACCUCGUGAAGCAAGUCGCCCAUCAGUUUGGCUAUGGUGUUACUUUCAAUAAUCAGAAGAUUAUUCCGUCUACAGAAUUGGGCUAUAUUGAAGUUACCGCCAAGAAAGGUCUUGAACCUGCUCCAAUCAGCCCCGUUGAAGGCUCUGAUGUAUGGGAUCUUUUCGCAGGUACCAUUCAAAAUGUUUUCGAAAACGGGCACUUUAAAGAAAAUCCGGAGGUCGAAUUCUACGUCACUCAAGCAUUGAUCAGCGGAAACACUGACACCAAAUAUUACUGGCGUCUGACCGAAAAUAUUUACAGAUUCAUGGGGAUGGUCAUUGAGGAAGAUACAAUGCGCACCAUCCAUUCGGUAAACGAGCACAUUCCAAUGUCAGCGCACUUGUCCACUGUUGCAUUUGUCUACGAGUACAUUGUGAAUGUCAACGAAAAAGCUUAG
Molecule: messenger RNA, 1719 nt
Organism: Lachancea dasiensis
Lineage: Eukaryota; Fungi; Ascomycota; Saccharomycetes; Saccharomycetales; Saccharomycetaceae
Source: the annotation of a GenBank genome assembly